GGAUGGGCAAGUGCAGUGAAAACGUUUAAGAAAGUCGCACUGUGAGGUUAAACUGCAACCAGUACUCAAACUGACUGUUCGGUGCUAUUCAGAGUGAACGAGCAGUCUCUGCUAUCCUGACUUAAGGGGGCUAAGACCAUGGGAACAGAGACAGGUGAGGAGGGGCCACCCAGUUUGGAGUACAUUCAGGCCAAGGAUUUAUUCCCACGGAAAGAGCUGGUAAAGGAGGACGACGAUCUGCAGGUGCCUUUUCCAGUCCUCCAAGGAGAAGGUGUGGAAUACCUGGGCCGUGCAGAUGACGCUGUAAUCGCUAUCUCUAAUUACAGACUUCACAUUAAAUACCAAGAUUCUUUAAUCAAUACGUUUCUGCAGGGUGUGGACAGUGACAUCUCAGUACCGAUACGGCUUAUUGAAGCUGUUGAGAGUCGGGACAUGUUUCAAAUUCACAUUGUAUGCAAAGAUUCCAAGGUUGUCAGGUGUCAUUUUUCUACAUUUAAGCAAUGUCAAGAAUGGCUAAAGAGAUUAAAUAAAGUGAUUGCCCAACCAACAAGACUGGAGGAUUUGUUUGCCUUUGCAUAUCAUGCUUGGUGUCUAGGAAUCUGUGCUGAUGAGGAAGAUCAGCAUGUGCAUCUCUGUCAUCCUGGAGAUCAUGUUUGUCACCGCUUUGAAAUGGAAGUAGAAAGAAUGCGUUUUGAUCUACAAAAUGUCUGGAGAGUCAGUGAGGUGAACAACAAUUACAAGUUGUGUGCUAGUUAUCCCCAAAAACUGUUAGUUCCAGUGUGGAUCACGGAUAAAGAAUUGGAAAGUGUAGGGACCUUCAGAUCUUGGAAAAGGAUUCCUGUAGUCGUUUACAGGCACCUGCGGAAUGGUGCUGUGAUAUCACGUUGCAGUCAGCCUGAAAUCAGUUGGUGGGGCUGGAGGAACGCAGAUGAUGAAUAUUUGGUGACAUCCAUUGCUAAAGCCUGCAUUUUAGACCGAGGAAAACUGAGUGGAAAGAGCAGAAAUGAGGGAAAUAGUUUGUCCGACACUGACUUCGAUUCAUCCAUAUCCUCAGGAUCUGUGGCAGAGGGUGGAGGGGCCCCACAGAAAUUGCUUAUUUUGGAUGCAAGAUCAUACACUGCCGCUGUAGCCAACCGAGCAAAGGGUGGAGGUUGUGAGUGUGAAGAAUAUUAUCCAAACUGUGAAGUGAUGUUUAUGGGAAUGGCAAACAUUCACUCAAUCAGGAACAGCUUCCAUUCACUCCGAGCUGUCUGCAGUCAGAUGCCAGAUCCUGGAAAUUGGCUUUCAGCUCUGGAGAGCACCAAGUGGCUGCAACACUUAUCUGUGAUGUUGAAGGCAGCUAUACUGGUGGCAAACGUGGUGGACAGGGAAGGCAGGCCAGUCCUUGUGCACUGCUCUGAUGGAUGGGAUCGCACUCCACAGAUAGUAGCACUGGCCAAGAUUUUGCUAGACCCUUAUUAUAGGACGAUUGAGGGAUUCCAGGUUCUGGUGGAAACAGAGUGGCUAGAUUUUGGUCAUAAGUUUGGUGAUCGAUGUGGCCACUCUGAAAAUCUGGAUGACUUGAGUGAGCAGUGCCCAGUGUUUUUGCAGUGGCUGGACUGUGUUCAUCAACUUUUGAAGCAGUUCCCUUGUCUCUUUGAGUUUAGUGAUGCAUUCCUUGUAAAGCUGGUGCAACAUACAUAUUCAUGUCUGUAUGGAACAUUCCUUUGUAACAAUAGCAGAGAGCGAGAGGCACGCAACAUCUAUAAGCGCACAUGCUCAAUCUGGUCACUGUUGCGAACUGGGAAUAAAAACUUCCAGAACUACCUAUACAUCCCCAGUGGCGAAACGGUUUUACACCCAGUGUGUCACGUUCGGGCACUUCAUGUGUGGACAGCUGUGUAUCUGCCUAUUUCAUCCCCAUGUGUGCCAGCUGGCAGUGCUGAUCUCUGCCUUUCCCGAAGUGGAGCAGCAGAGGAACGAACUGGAAAGUCAUUGGACCGAUUACCGAAAGCCCGGUCUGUGGACAAUCUUCCUUUGGCUUGUGACAGUGGGACUCCAUUGACAAGAACAUCCAGUGAUCCGAACAUAAACCAACAUUGUCAGGAAGGAUGUCUCACUCUGGAGCCUAAAAACAUACCGAUGCUGGCUGUACAUGAUGGCUGCGGUGUGCUGGAUGGCCCUGAUGCACCUGAUGUUCCUGAAAGUGGGGCUGCAACACCACAUCCUGAGCAAGAAGUAGUUGGCUUAAUACAUCCAGUAGAAACAGCAGAGGAAGCUAGAGAAGAAAAUCUAUUUCAUAACUUUCCUCUCCCGAAAGAGGAGGAGGAAUUGGCCGAAAGCAGAAAUCCGAAUGAAAGGACAGAGUACCGCAGAAACCUCAAACCAUUAACUCACCCCAAAGACACUCAACAACAGGAACCUUUACAUCAUCUUAGCAUGAAUGUAAUAUCCAACAAAGAAACUGAAGAAAAAACACUAAAGGUUACUGCAAAGGAUGAAGUAACUCUGGAUAAACCAAAAGAAUGUAGGGUUUAUGAAAAUCUCCCAGGUCAUGGUGAGCCAUUUAUAUCAAACCCAUCUGCAAAGACCAUCUCGGGCACUAGUCAGUUAUCAGGAUAUGAGGGCAAUCCUGCUUUACAACCCUACCUCCACUCUGUGGCAGAUGUGCUUAAUAUCAAGGAGAAAGUUUCAACUAUGCAGAGCUCCACAGAGACUGUGACUGAGGACCGGGCAAAAGCAGAUGGUUUUUCAUUCCCCAAAGACUUGAACUUUGGGAAGAAUGGUGUCCUGCUUGCAAAUGGACUUCAAAAUGUAGCAGAACAAUGUAAGUUUGGGAGGACAGCAAUAGAGAAUGUGAGGACUACCAGAAAACACAUUUGUCAGAGUCAGUUCAGUGACUUCUCAUUAUUAGCUUCCAACUGGGAAAGUGUACAGGGUUUGGUAAAAUCCGCCUAUGGCGGAGAGACAAGUCACCGGAAAGCCAAACUGAAUGGUUGUCAUUAUAAAAGACUAAAUAAUAAGCACUUGAGACUGGGUUCUGCCAUGAGUGGGCACUACCUGCUUAAAGAAGAACAAUUAGGAGCACUUAAAAGUCUCCGACAAUCCCACCAGAUCCAUUCCAGCCUUUAUUCAUUAGGAUCAAAUGUAAAGACUUGUGGUUUUUUCACUCACUCCUCUCAAUGGAGACAACUUCAACCAGUUGGACAGGUUGCUCCCACAACUUUGGAGAUGUCACCGAGCUAUGUAGAUGAUGAUGGAUUACCAUUUCCUGUGGAUGCUGUUCAACAAAGGUUACGACAAAUUGAGGCAACUUACAAGCAGGAGGUAGAAUUACUUCGUCGACAGGUUCAUGAACUUCAGAUGCGACUAGACAGUCAGCAGUACUGUGCAUCCCCGGUGGAGCUGGAUAUUGACUACGGGGAUGACUUUACCUGCUUGAGAGAGUCAGAUGACAGUGAUAUUGAGGAAUCUCUGUCCAUUCACAGUGAUGAGCAGCGCUCAGAAGCAAGUUGGGAGCCUGUGGAUAGGAAGGAGACUGAGGUGACACGAUGGGUCCCUGACCAUAUGGCAUCGCACUGUUUUAACUGUGACUCAGAAUUCUGGUUAGCCAAAAGGAGACACCAUUGCAGGAACUGUGGGAAUGUGUUUUGUGCCAACUGCUGCCACCUGAAGCUACCCAUUCCAGAUCAACAGUUAUAUGAUCCUGUUUUGGUUUGUAUCUCCUGCUAUGAUCAGAUUCAAGCGUGCCGCACCCGGGAGAUAAUGAAUCAGCAACUGAAGAAACCCAUUGCUACCGCAUCCAGUUAAAGUGGCACUCUGCCUUCCCCAACUUGUGCCGUGAAGCUUCUGUUAUCCUGGAAACUUGACACUUGAAGGUUAGCUGGGUUCCACAAAAAAGAGCAAAUCCCAGCUGGAGAGGUGUUGAAAGAUUUUAAAGUACUGAUACGAAAAUGCUGCUACCACGAGCUUUUUGACCUGUGCACUAUGAACUUUGGGGUGGGAGGGGAAGGGUAGGAGGGGAGAGAGUAGGAAAAUAACCAAAAUGUUAAUAGAAAAGAAACAAAUUCAUCUCUAACUGAUGAGCUACUUAGAUUUGAAAAGAAAUUCUAUUCCUGUGUAAAGAGCUUCUGAGAUAUAAAAUGGAGACUAUGUGGUGACCUGUCUCUCAAUUGCUUGACCAGCCAUUACAAGAAUGAGCAGUUUCUGUGCCUCAGUAAAGAAUGUGAUAGCGGUAGAAUUGUGUAAAAUCUAUUUGUACAAUGCAAGCUAUAGGGCCUCUUAAUUCUAACUACUUUGCAACCUACAUUAGUGGUUGUAAAGAGAGUGUUUGAGGAACUGUAGGAAUUGCUUGUUUAAUUCACACAGGCAACUUAAAUUUUAUUUCUUGAAUUCUCCUGAGAUACGUAUGAUGUUGAUUCUGAAAUAUGCUUCUGAAAAACAAUUCUCUAAUUUGUUUUCACCUAAUCUUUUUAAACUUUUGAUGGAAAAUGGGAAUGUAUGUGUGUAAUCUGUAUGAUGUCGGGGAGGGGCAGGUUUGUUAGUGGGAGGAUUACACAGUAUUAUCACUCCCGUUAGCCAAGAUGUCCUCCUUCAGUUUAAAUCUUGCAAUUUUCUUUCUCUCUUCCUCCCCUUUUCCUUACCAAAAAUAAUUACGAACAGGAAAAAGCCAUUAGACCCUAAAAGCUUGUCCCUUUCUAUUUCACAGACCAGCUACACUAUCUAUUGUGUUUUCAUCAUAGCUCUGUCUCUCCAAGCCUUCAUAUAAUUGUUUUCUGUCCACUUAUGUUGUCUAUUUCAAUGCCUUUACCUGGUAUUAAUUACGAUUGAUGACUGACUGGAUGAAAAUAUUUAGCCCAACAUUUUCAUUAAUGAUUCUUCUAUAAUAUGUAAAUUCUACAUGGUCAGAUCCAACUAUACAUCUCAAGUAAGUUAAAAUAUGCGAUUAUAGGAGUUUGAUUGAAGAAGAUGAUGAGUCUGUUUUCUUAUCCUAUGUAUCACUUCUCCGAGCUUUCCUUUAUGGGCCUCUGUUCUCAUUUUCCUUUCCUUCCUUAUGAUGCACUUGCAGGGUCCAGGAUAGAGAAGCUUUUCUGUCACACUGAAGUGUGUAUCUUUUGGCUAUGGCCUGAAGUGGCAUGAGGACAACCUUGUGCUGGAGAUGAGUGUUGUGGUGGUCUGCACAUGGUUCACCAUGGACUAUCGCAACAGGAUGACUUCAUGUAAGGAACUUUGCAAGCCUGGUAAUCUGCAGAUCUACAAAAUUGUUUACUUCCACAUUCUCAGAAAUUGAUAGGCAAAACAAUGAUUUUAAAAGCACAUCUUUGAAACACUACUCAUUUUUUGAGGAUUUAUGAUUGACACCUUUGUUAGCCCACAUUGAAAUGGAAGUAUUUUGGGAGUCUUCAUCGGACUGAAGAGAGUCCUUGAACAAUUUCUUUUACUUUCUUUUCCAAACCUUAAAUGGUAAUCCUUGCUAAUUGUUUAACAGACUGCAUUUAUUUCUUUCCAUUUCCCAAAUUUGAUGAAUUUCACAGACUCGGAUUAAACUGGCUAGGAAGGAAUCUUGCUGCUGAUAAUAAAUGUCUGUGGCAGA
Hemiscyllium ocellatum (epaulette shark) is the source of this 5572-nucleotide messenger RNA. RefSeq names its product myotubularin related protein 4 (gene mtmr4). NCBI's taxonomy places the organism in Eukaryota, Metazoa, Chordata, Chondrichthyes, Orectolobiformes, Hemiscylliidae. Gene Ontology annotation, biological process: regulation of autophagy; dephosphorylation. The coding region runs from base 139 to 3789 and encodes 1216 amino acids. Gene Ontology annotation, molecular function: metal ion binding; protein phosphatase binding; phosphatidylinositol-3,5-bisphosphate 3-phosphatase activity. The transcript has 20 exons. The record is from RefSeq and is a predicted model, not a curated record.